Messenger RNA from Indicator indicator, 714 nucleotides. RefSeq names its product L-gulonolactone oxidase-like. The transcript is spliced from 7 exons. Lineage: Eukaryota; Metazoa; Chordata; Aves; Piciformes; Indicatoridae. Gene Ontology annotation, cellular component: membrane. Gene Ontology annotation, molecular function: FAD binding; D-arabinono-1,4-lactone oxidase activity. The record is from RefSeq and is a predicted model, not a curated record. The annotation marks the transcript as partial.
AUGAAGGUUCAUGGUCAAGGAGGAUUCAAGUUCCAGAACUGGGCCAAGACUUAUGGCUGCUCUCCAGAGUUGUACUUCCAGCCCACUUCAGUGGAGGAGAUCCGGGAGAUCCUGGAUAUGGCCAGGCAGCAGAACAAGAGGGUCAAGGUGGUGGGGGGAGGUCACUCUCCUUCGGACAUCGCCUGCACUGAGGACUUCAUGAUUCAGAUGGGGAAGAUGAACCAGAUCCUCAAGGUGGACAAGGAGAAGCAGCAAGUGACCGUGGAGGGAGGGAUUUUCCUCUCGGAUCUGAACGUGGAGCUGAGCAAGCAGGGGCUGGCCCUGGCCAACUUAGGAGCCGUUUCUGAGGUGACAGCUGCUGGUGUGAUUGGGACAGGGACACACAACACUGGGAUCAAGCAUGGCAUCCUCCCCACCCAGGUUGUAGGACUCACACUGCUGACAGCCUCAGGGGACAUCCUGGAGUGCUCUGAGUCCAUCAACGUGGACAUCUUCCAGGCUGCUCGUCUGCACCUUGGCUGCCUGGGCAUCGUGCUUACAGUCACCUUCCAGUGUGUGCCUCAGUUCUACCUGCAUGAGGUGGCCUUCCCCUCCACCCUUACUCAGGUCCUUGAUCACCUUGAUGAGCACCUGAAGAGAUCCCAGUACAUGAGGUUCCUCUGGUUCCCUCACAGCGAGAACGUCAGCGUCAUCUACCAGGAUCCCACCAACAAG